CUUGGGGCUUUCCCGGCAACCUUUGCGACUCCGACCACCAGCUACGUCCAUCUCGUUCAUCCUUAAACCGUCCCUCUCUUUUCCGUCCGUAGAUGGUUCUACGGUUCCUCUUUCAAUCGUGUUCGUCCCUCUCUCUUCGGAACGCAGACAGAGAAGUUUUCACGUGCGUGUACCAGAGGGGUCUUUCGACUGACCCUGCUCCAAGGGUGGAGCUUAAAAUAAGGGUGGUACCUCACGGCUUACCUACCCCAUCGAGAAACAGCAUUGGGGAUGAGAUGGAAGCGAAGGAGGAGAGAUAUGCGAACGAUGAGAAAGAGAGGAGCAAAAGCGACACGAGGUCCUAUCCGAGAGCCGAACAACUCGGUGUUAGUCGUAAUUUAAGUGCAAACGACAUCGGUCGUUUCGUGUCCUCAAGGUCGUGACAGGAAUCGAAAUCUCUGGAUCAGAGAAUUUUUUUUCAAUUUCUCCGGAAGUUAGGAUCGUCUGGACCGAAUCCGUUUACCGUAUCUGUAUGGAAUUGAGGGAAAGUGUUGGAAGAAAUUUUCGGAGGAAUUUUCUUAUUAAUCAGAACACGUGGUCCGUGGAAUGUGGUGAGGAGAAGUUAGUGUCUUCGAUGUGUCCAAGUGUCACCAAUGAAUUUCUAUGAUAGUGAACGUACGUCGGGGUUAUUUAGUAGAGUGCGUCCCUCGAGGAGGUGGUAGAAGAUGGCGCCUACUGUUGAGAGUCAUGGUCGACGUAUCAUCUUAGAAAGUGAUCCAUACGUUGGUAGUUGGAGACGGAAACAAGCUCAGAAAGGUAACAAUUCUUCUCCGGAUACUUUGGACCUGAGCUCCCACAAUCAUCAUCUGAACUCGAUCAACAAUUCAAUCGCUAGCACGUCCGGCCCACAGGAAGUAAUGAAGGAAAGAAGCAAAGACGCGGCGCGUAAGCGUCGCAUCAGCGAGAAUCAAGAAUUUUUGAAGCUUGCGAAGUUAUUACCUUUGCCCACCGCCCUCACCGCCCAAUUGGAUAAGGCCAGUGUCAUUCGAGUGACGACCAGUUACUUGAAGAUGCGAGCAUUGUUUCCACAUGGGCUUGGAGACGAAUGGGGUGCUUCGCAGCCAGCCAACAUCUCCCUGCAAAUCGCCCUCAAGGAGGUGACUAGUUAUAUUUUACAAGCUCUCGAAGGUUUCGUGUUCGUUUUGGCACCCGACGGCAAAAUCAUAUACAUAAGCGAAACAGCUAGCGUGCACUUAGGAAUGGCACAGGUGGACCUAACAGGGAACAGCAUCUUCGAGUAUAUCUACGACCACGACCACGACGAGAUGUUGUCGGUUUUAAAUUUACCACAAAGUCCAGCGGACCUUGCUGGUUUCACUUUUCCACCUCCAAAUUCGCGAGGUGAAAUCGAGCUGGAACGUAUGUUCAUUUUGAGAAUGAAAUGCAACUUGGCGAAAAGGAACGCGGGUCUGGUCACGGAAGGAUACAAGGUGAUACACUGUUCCGGUUACUUAAGGUGUAUCGUAGACGGUCCUGUGGGAUCGGAAUACGAAGAUGGUACCGGACGUUGUAUUCGAAUAAUCGGUUUAUUAGCCGUGGGUCAUUCUCUACCCGGACGUUCCCUAACAGAGAUCAAAUUGUACCAGAACAUGUUCAUGUUUCGUGCAUCGAUGGAUAUGAAGCUGAUAUUCGUCGACGCAAGCGUGUCGCAGUUGACCGGUUAUAAUCCACCGGAUUUGAUCGAGAAGACGCUCUAUCAUUAUGUGCACGGAGGGGAGAUGUGGACGUUGAAACAUGCCCAUCAAUUGUUAUUGCGCAAGGGCCAAGUGAUAACCGGCUACUACAGGUUCUUAACAAAAUGCGGAGGAUGGGUCUGGAUGCAAUCGUACGUCACGAUCGUCCACAACUCGAGAAGUUCUAGACCUCAUUGUAUAGUAUCAGUGAAUUAUGUGCUAUCGAAACCGGAGUACACCGAUUUGGUGUUGAACUACGAACAAAAAUCCUAUCGUUCGAACCUGAGCGAUCCACCAAGCGCCCCUAUGCUCACGCCCACCACCAGCGGAAGCACAAACGAUCUAGACAACCGCAGCCCCAGUUCACCGGCCUUUCGGAACAGAUCAAAAGAAUCGCUGGACAACGAUUAUGCGAACGGCAACGCGUACCCCAGUCCAGAGUACGUUGAUCUGACUAAUCACAGUCAUUAUCUGUCGCCUCCUUAUCAGGCGCCGACCGUGAACAGCAGCCCUCACGAGGACAACUCCAAUUACAAUUCUGAUUGGUUUUAUCAAUACGGAGAUAUGCAUCAAGAGCCGCUCACCUCGGUGCCUCAGCAGGAGUCCCAGCAUCCUCAUCCGUUGCACCAUGCCAACUCGCCGUCGAACCUGCAACAACAUAGUCCUCAAAAUGCUCAACAAAAGCACCAACAUUCUCCUCACCUAUUGGACCAUCCAACGCCUCCGGCGAGUCUCCCCCAGCCUCAACCGCAGCCGCAGCAACAGCAACAGCACAGUCCCCAAAGUAGUCAACAAAAUAGACCAUACUCGACUUCCUCCAGUUCCUGCUGCAGCACAGACGCCAUGGACGCCCAUCUACCCAGUCCGUUGAGCCUCUACUCUCUGCCACCUGGUUAUCAUCCUUACUACCAUCACUACAUGCCCGAUUCUGCGCCCCCGAAUCUGAACGAGGUCGGUGGUGUGAUCAUGUACCCUAAUUGUGGGUCGAACAACGAUGGUCCCAAUGCUGCAGCGAACACAAACGCCACUGGUAACGCGCAAUCCUACGAAUCCACCUAUCAGCCACACUCGAGUCACUAUAAUUCAAACAACAAUCCUGUGAAACAUUCUUACCAUCAUCUAGAACCUACGGCAGCAGGUUACACCAGUGUGAUCGUGGACUCCCAACAGUACAGCCCCAGCUCGGUACAGGACCUGAUCCACUAUCAGCAUCAUUACGAAGCACAUCACCAGUUCGUUCACUGA
Osmia lignaria (orchard mason bee) is the source of this 2957-nucleotide messenger RNA. It is a transcript of the gene sim, whose product is annotated as bHLH transcription factor single-minded. Lineage: Eukaryota; Metazoa; Arthropoda; Insecta; Hymenoptera; Megachilidae. Gene Ontology annotation, molecular function: protein dimerization activity; DNA-binding transcription factor activity, RNA polymerase II-specific; RNA polymerase II transcription regulatory region sequence-specific DNA binding. The record is from RefSeq and is a predicted model, not a curated record. Gene Ontology annotation, biological process: regulation of transcription by RNA polymerase II.